Molecule: messenger RNA, 504 nt
Organism: Hippoglossus stenolepis (Pacific halibut)
Lineage: Eukaryota; Metazoa; Chordata; Actinopteri; Pleuronectiformes; Pleuronectidae
Product: zinc finger protein 853-like
Exons: 2
Source: RefSeq, a predicted model, not a curated record
CAACAACUACAACCCCAACCCCUACAACAACUACAACACCAACCCCUACAACAACUACAACACCAACCCCGACAACAACUACAACACCAACUCCGACAACAACUACAACACCAACUCCGACAACAACUACAACCCCAACUCCAACAACGACCCCGACUCCAACAACAACUACAACACCAACCCCUACAACACCAACCCCUACAACAACUACAACCCCGACCCCGACAACAACUACAACACCAACCCCGACAACAACUACAACACCAACUCCAACAACAACUACAACACCAACCCCGACAACAACUACAACACCAACCCCUACAACAACUACAACACCAACCCCUACAACAACAACCCCUACAACAACUACAACACCAACCCCUACAACAACUACAACACCAACUUCAACAACAACUACAACCCCAACUCCAACAACGACCCCGACUCCAACAACAACUCCAACUCCAACGCCUACAACAACUACAACACCAACCCCUACAACAA